Molecule: messenger RNA, 891 nt
Organism: Aspergillus viridinutans
Lineage: Eukaryota; Fungi; Ascomycota; Eurotiomycetes; Eurotiales; Aspergillaceae
Exons: 1
Coding region: 1-891 (296 amino acids)
Source: RefSeq, a predicted model, not a curated record
AUGACCAAGGACUCAUCCAAGUCUUGCAUCGCAUGUGGUUGGACGUCCAAGCUACAAGAGCAGUGCUCUUAUUCGAGUCAUGUCAAACUUUUCUAUGGUGCCGACAGACGGGGUGUGUGGUCGAUCGGGUCUGAUGUGAUCUUGAAAGAACGCCCCGACGAAGGUCCCAGAACCGAAGUGAAAACACUGGAGUACCUUGUAUCCAACCCGAAUGUCAAUAUCCCAGCUCCACGGGUUUUACGUGACUGGGUCGAUGGGAAUGGGCGAUACUUUGUACUUCUGGAACGGAUGCACGGCCAGACACUCGAGCAGGCCUGGCCGUCAUUAUCAAAAUCCCAGAAAACGGCCAUAGCAGAUCAGGUUGUUGAAGUUCGCAAGCAGCUACGGUCCCUCACAUCAGAAGCUAUACAGAAUGUUGACCAAAGCCCUUGUUACCCGGCGCUACUUUUUUCUGAUUGCGAGUCCCAGGGACCUUUCCACUCCGACCUCGAACUCUGGGAUGCUAUAAGCCUUACCCUUCACAGUCCGCCCACAAAGCAAUUCCCUCAAAAGGCCUUGGAGAAUUUGAGGAAACGUAUGCCUCGAUGUGGGCCCUACGUCCUCACUCACUGCGAUCUCAAUGUGGGCAAUAUCAUGGUUGAGGAUGGACAACUGGUCGGAAUCCUAGAUUGGGAAUAUGCCGCCUAUUAUCCUAUAUGGUAUGAAUAUGUUUCAGCCUCUUGGGCAUGGACUGAGGAGGAUGCUGAGUGGAAAAAGCUGCUACAAGAACGCUUGGCUGCACACGGCGAUGGACACGAGGACGCAAAGAAUUUCUGGAUGGAUCUGCGCCAUUUGAGAAAGUACCCGAAUUUGGAUGACAAGGGCCGAGAAGCUUUGCAAAGAUUGUCCUAG